Messenger RNA from Syngnathus acus (greater pipefish), 1728 nucleotides. RefSeq names its product MAP kinase-activated protein kinase 2-like. Gene Ontology annotation, cellular component: nucleus; cytoplasm. The transcript has 10 exons. The coding region runs from base 362 to 1627 and encodes 421 amino acids. Gene Ontology annotation, biological process: response to cytokine; intracellular signal transduction; protein autophosphorylation. Gene Ontology annotation, molecular function: calmodulin binding; calcium/calmodulin-dependent protein kinase activity; ATP binding. NCBI's taxonomy places the organism in Eukaryota, Metazoa, Chordata, Actinopteri, Syngnathiformes, Syngnathidae. The record is from RefSeq and is a predicted model, not a curated record.
AUUACUGCAUUAAUACUUUUGUGUUUCGUUAAAAUUUAUAAAGUUAUACCUUAGGUCCCAUCAAGUGUAUUUGUGCGUUGUUGGACCUUUAAGAAGCUGGGUGCAUUGGAAUUGAGUGACGUCACUGAAUUGGAGACGUUGUCCUGCAGGGAGAGGCACAUCCUGUUCUGUAAACAUCAUGCACCACUUUUGAUAAUUUGUUAUGAUUACGUUCGCCUUUACUUUCUGUGAAUGUACAGCCUUUGCUUUUGCAUGCCAACGAGCCUUUUUCUGCCGUAAGUUGAGGAUGUUUUUUUUCGUACUUGAAGUAUGUUGCAUUUAGUGUUUAAAGUUGCCCGGGUCGUACAGAGGUGAACUAAGAAUGGACACACCUCGUGCACCCGGAGCGACCACGCAUAACAACAUCACGCAAGAGAAGACUGGGACGAUGACGACACUGCGUGAUCCAAAAGGCAUCCUCCCGGUAUGUGACUCCGGCUGCAGUAGCAGCAGCAGCCUCGUCGCGCUUCCCGACCUGCAGCCUGCUGCUCACGUGACCCAAGUAAAGUUGAGGAAAAACGCGGUGACUGACGACUAUAAGAUCACCUCGCAUGUGCUCGGCCAGGGAAUCAACGGCAAAGUGCUGGAAUGCUUCUGCAAGAAAACGGGACUCAAGUGCGCCCUCAAGAUUUUGUACGACACACCUAAAGCCCGCCGUGAGGUGGCGCUGCACGCAAGGGUUUCUGCUGGUCCGCAUGUGGUGCGCAUCCUCAGCCUUUAUGAGAACAUGCACAAGGGGAAGAAGUGUCUCCUCAUCGUCAUGGAGUGCAUGGAGGGAGGCGAGUUGUUCUGUCGCAUUCAAGCCAGAGGGGACCAGGCCUUCACUGAGCGAGAGGCAUCGGAGAUCAUGCGAGACAUCGGCUUGGCCAUCGAGUACAUCCACCACAUGAACAUCGCUCACAGGGAUGUGAAGCCUGAAAACCUGCUGUACAGCACCAAAGAGGCGAAUGCAUCACUCAAGCUGACCGACUUCGGCUUUGCAAAGGAGACCACUGUUCACGAUUCGCUCCAAACUCCCUGUUAUACGCCGUAUUAUGUCGCCCCUGAAGUCCUCGGCCCAGAGAAAUAUGACAAGUCAUGUGACAUGUGGUCUCUGGGAGUCAUCAUGUACAUUCUGCUGUGUGGAUUCCCUCCGUUUUACUCCAACACAGGCCAGGCCAUCUCACCUGGAAUGAAGCAGCGGAUUAGACUGGGACAAUAUAAAUUCCCCAACCCAGAGUGGGCGGAUGUUUCAGAGGAAGCCAAGCAGCUCAUCAUCCAGCUGCUGAAGACCGAACCCAACGAAAGGAUGACCAUCGGUCAGUUUAUGAGCCACCCCUGGAUCAGCCAAUCCAUGGCGGUCCCGCUCACACCUCUCCACACCACUCGCGUUCUGACAGAGGACAGGGAGCUGUGGGACGACGUCAAAGAGGAAAUGACCAGUGCUCUGGCCACCAUGCGUGUCGAUUAUGAACAAGUGAGGAUUAAAGACCUGGACACGUCCAACAACCCUCUGCUCAUUAAAAGACGCAAGAGACCGCUGCCUGUAGAGAAUGACGCUCAUUUGAAUGGCAAUACACAAACUCCUUUUUCUGACCAGGGGAAUUGAUAAUAACCAUACAACUCUAUAAUUACUAUAGAAUGUAUUCCCCCCCCAAAAUUGACAUCAUUUUGUAGUUGGUCAAUAUAUUACUUUCCCUGAACCCAAAA